Eruca vesicaria subsp. sativa (arugula) is the source of this 810-nucleotide messenger RNA. The record is from the annotation of a GenBank genome assembly. NCBI's taxonomy places the organism in Eukaryota, Viridiplantae, Streptophyta, Magnoliopsida, Brassicales, Brassicaceae.
AUGGCGUCGAUGUUGCCGACGAGCAAGCAUCUUCUCCUAAUCUGUUACGUUUCUCUUCUAUGUUCUGUAUCAUUGUCGUCAUCAUCAUCUGAUCUCUCUGGUGUAUCUCUACCAUCUUCGUCGAAAGUCUCGCUGAGCCUGUACUAUGAGUCGCUCUGUCCAGCCUGUUCUUCAUUCAUAGUUGACAACCUCGUGAAGCUCUUUGAAGAUGAUCUCAUAUCCAUCGUUGAUCUCCACCUAUCUCCAUGGGGAAACACCUACCUCCGUCCAGACAAUGUCACUGCCCUUUGCCAGCACGGGGAAGUUGAAUGCCUUUUGGAUACGGUGGAAGCUUGUGCAAUUGAUUCUUGGCCGAAACUGAGCGAUCAUUUCCCUUUCAUCUACUGUGUUGAGAGUUUGGUGACAGAACACAAGUAUGAGAAGUGGGAGACUUGUUAUGAGAAGCUCAAUAUGAGCUCAAAGCCUGUUGCUGAUUGCCUCAGCAGUGGACAUGGACAAGAGCUUGAGUUGCGGUAUGCUGCAGAAACUAGUGCACUUCAGCCGCCUCAUGAAUAUGUGCCAUGGGUAGUCGUUGAUGGUCAGCCACUUUAUGAGGACUAUGAAAAUUUCAUAAGCUACAUCUGCAAGGCUUACAAAGGUAAUAAAGUGCCAGCUGCUUGUGCCAAAUAUUUAUCCGCCGAUUUCGUUGGCAGAAUCAAAGUGAAUCGCUUCCCUCUGGUUUGCAUGAAAGGAGUCAAUACGAUUUGGGAUUUGUUGAAACGUAUUAAAACCUCUUUAUCGUCGUACGUCAACAUCACAGGCCUGCUAUAA